Molecule: messenger RNA, 4682 nt
Organism: Catharus ustulatus (Swainson's thrush)
Lineage: Eukaryota; Metazoa; Chordata; Aves; Passeriformes; Turdidae
Gene: SLC26A2
Product: solute carrier family 26 member 2
Exons: 4
Coding region: 448-2559 (703 amino acids)
Biological process (GO): transmembrane transport
Cellular component (GO): membrane
Molecular function (GO): oxalate transmembrane transporter activity; chloride transmembrane transporter activity; secondary active sulfate transmembrane transporter activity
Source: RefSeq, a predicted model, not a curated record
ACCCCAAUCCCAGCUGGUGGCAGCUCCUUCCACUGGGCUGAAGGGGCUGAUGUGGGGUCUGAGAGUGCUGGGGAGGGCAGGGGGCAGGUUUCUGUGGGCAACAAGGAAAAAGUCUUGUGCAAGUGCAAGGACAACAAGGGAAAAGUCUUGUGCAAGUGCAAGAUGCUCUGAUGUGGUUUCCUGCUCCCAUCAACUUGCCAAGUUCUGGGUGCUCAGUCCCACUGUCAGGAAACAUCCUCUGUGUUUGCCAGCCCCAUCCUCUCCUGGUUUCUCUCAGACCAUGAGAUCCAGGGGACAGUACCCAGCCCUAUCCUUGAGUUCAUUGCCAGCUUUGGAAACCAUUCUUCUCAAUUUUUUUUUGUUUUUUUUAGUUAGAACUUGCCAACUAAAUGAAGACCAGAAGCAAAGCUUGUCCUACUGAUACCUCUCCAGAAUUGAGUCCUGGUGAUGGCAGCAAUGACAGAGACCAACAACAUCCAUGCAGUGAUGGAAGGGCCAGAAGGAGAUGAUGCCAAGUGCAGUUUCCAUCAGAGAAUAUUCCUGGAACCCCAAGAGAAGAAGAGUAACAUGAAGGCUCUGCUGGUUAAGCAAGCAAAGAAAACUUGCAGCUGCACCCCUGCCAAAAUUAAAGAUUGUGUUCUGGGGUUUUUCCCCAUCUUACAGUGGCUUCCUAAAUACAAACUCAGGGAGGAUCUCCUGGGGGAUGUCAUGUCUGGUGUGAUUGUGGGGGUCCUGCUGGUGCCACAGUCCAUUGCCUACUCUCUCUUGGCAGGGCUGGAGCCCAUUUAUGGCCUCUACACCUCCUUUUUUUCCUGCAUAAUUUACUGCAUCUUCGGCACCUCCCGCCACAUCUCCGUCAGCAUCUUCGGCGUGGUGUGCCUGAUGGUGGGGCAGGUGGUGGACAGGGAAGUGGAGAGAGCUGGCUUUGACCUGGAUCCAGUGCUCAGUGUCCUGGGAGGGGACAGGAACAGCACCAGGAACGGGACAGAGCCGCUCUGUGACAAGAGCUGCUACGCCAUGGCCGUGGCUGCCACCAUGACCUUCAUCUCUGGAGUUUACCAGGUGGCCAUGGGUUUCUUCCAGGUGGGCUUUGUCUCCGUGUACCUCUCGGAUUCUCUGCUGAGUGGGUUUGUCACAGGGGCAUCCUUCACCGUCCUGACCUCACAGGUCAAGUACCUGCUGGGGCUGGACAUUCCCCGGAGCGGGGGCAUCGGCUCCCUCGUCACCACCUGGAUCAACAUCCUCAGGAACAUCCACAGGACCAACAUCUGCGACCUCAUCACCAGCUUCCUCUGCUUCCUGGUGCUCAUCCCGGCCAAAGAGCUCAACGAACGCUUCAAAUCCAAGCUCAAGGCUCCGAUCCCGGUGGAACUCUUUGUGGUUGUGGCCGCCACUCUGGCGUCUCACUUUGGGAAGCUCAGAGAGAAUUAUGGCUCCAGCGUUUCCGGGCACAUCCCCACUGGGUUUCUGCCACCACGCCCUCCAGACUGGAGCCUGAUUCCCAACGUGGCGUUGGAUGCCAUCCCCAUCGCCGUCAUCGGCUUUGCCAUCACCGUGUCUCUGUCGGAGAUGUUUGCCAAGAAGCACGGCUACACCGUCAGGGCCAACCAGGAGAUGUACGCCAUCGGCUUCUGCAACAUCAUCCCCUCCUUCUUCCACUGCUUCACCACCAGCGCAGCUCUUGCCAAAACCCUGGUCAAGGAGUCCACGGGCUGCAGGACGCAGAUGUCCGGCCUGGUGACCAGUUUGGUGAUCCUCUUGGUGCUCCUGGUGAUCGCGCCGUUGUUUUACUCCCUGCAGAAAUGCGUCCUGGCCGUCAUCACCGUCGUCAGCCUCCGCGGAGCCCUGCGCAAGUUCAGGGACCUGCCCAAGAUGUGGCGCCUGAGCAAGGUGGACACGGUGAUCUGGGGGGUCACCAUGGUGGCCACGGCGCUCAUCAGCACCGAGAUCGGGCUCCUGGUGGGGGUUUGCUUCUCCAUGCUCUGCGUCAUCUUCCGCACGCAGCGGCCGGAGGCGCCGCUGCUGGGCUGGGUGGCCGAGUCGGAGACCUACGAGUCCCUCUCUGCCUACAAGAACCUGCAAACCAAGCCUGGAGUUGUGGUGUUCCGGUUUGAAGCCCCCCUCUACUACAUCAACAAGGAGUGCUUCAAAUCCACCCUCUACAAGCAAACCGGGGUCAACCCCGUGUGGGUGAAGGCGGCCAGGAAGAAAGCGGAGAAAAGGAUGCUCAAGGAGAAGGAGGCGGGGUCUGGGGACAAGCAGAGCAGCAUCCCCGUGGAUUUGGGGUUGGAACCUGUGGGGUUUCACACCAUUGUCAUCGACUGCUGUGCCGUGCAGUUCCUGGACACGGCCGGCAUCCGCACGCUCCAGGAGGUCUGCAAGGACUACGGGGACAUCGACGUCCUCGUGCUGCUGGCCCAGUGCAACCCUUCUGUCAGGAGCUCCCUGCUCCGAGGGGAGCUCUUCAAAGAGGGAGAGGAGCACCUGCUCUUCCACAGCGUGCACCAGGCCGUGGACUUUGCCCUGGGCACGCGGGGGCACGGCGCUUCCAGGAACUAGCUGGGCAGGAGAGGGGAUUGGAAGGAAGCCUGGGCAAACACGUGUGUGUGUGUGCAAUCAGUGUGUGUGUGUGUGUGUGGAAUCUGUGUGUGUGUGUGUGCUCAGGCAGCAGGGCAGGGUGCUGCCAGCACUGGGACUGUGCCACCUCUCUGCAUUUACCUGCGGGUGCUGAAGGAAGGGAGUUCUUACCUCGGCUGUGGCCAAUCUGCAAAUCUGAGCUUUGCGUAGCGUCGUUCAUCUCAUCUCUUCUCUCUGGAGCUUUCUCAGUUCCACUCUUGAGUUGUGCUCGAGGCUUUUUUGCAGCUCUGUCCUUGUGGGUGAGGUGGGGAUUUGGAGUAGGCUGGAUGUCCUGUCCAGCUGAAGAAUGAACCAACUCGUUUCUCACCGCUCCUUCUGGCCUGGCUUUCCAUCACCACACCCUUGUGUUUGCCAAGGAAUGGCUGCCAGGGACUCUGCUCUGGUCUGUACUGGGCAGUGCUUGAUUUUGCAACCUCCCUGAAUCUCAGAUAGAGAAAUCAAAUCUGAACAUGCAGGGAAAUAUCUAAAUUAAUAUCUUUUAACCAAGCACCUCUCACCUCCAGAGGUUUUGGCACUGCCUCCUAAUUCAGCCAGGCCACGAGGGCAUGGUUAUCUCAUUUCUGCACAGGCCUAAACCUGCUUGUGCCCAUGGAAAUUCCAACCUGAUUUUAAUGAUUUUUAAUGAUUGUUUUUUUUUUGUAGGUGACUCUUUAGAAGUCUGAUUCCUUCUCAUGGUCAGUCAAUUGCUUUCCUAAUAUUUAGGAACUCUUUUGAAUUGAGAACAUUAGAUGUGGAAAAUAUUUAGUUCUUUAAUUUUAACCAAAAAAAGUCCUUUCUAGGCAGUUUUUUAUGCCAGGCAGAGAGCACCAAAGUGAAAAGGGACAAAUAGAUUGUCCAACAUCUGCCCAGAUGUGUCCCUGUCACACAGACUUUGUGCAUGAAUGCAGGAUUUAUUGCCUGUACACCCUUCACCCUGUCCUGGACUUUAUGCAAUGGGAGUGAACAGAUCAUUGGAAAAGGAGCCAGGAAGAUUCUUUCCUGAACUUCUUUUUUUACAAGUUCAGUGUAAAUAGAGCUUUUUAUUUAGAUUUUAAAUUAUGUGGAAGUGAAGAUUGCUUGUUCUUCAUGCUGAAAUCCAAGGGGAGGAGGAGAUUCUCUUUCCUCACAGCAGUAGAAGACAAUUGUGAAGGCAGAAUUGAGAGGUUGCCAGCUUUUCCUGAAUACCAGCUGUACACUGCACACAUCCCUGGAAGAGGGUGCUUUCCUCCCAGAGGAGUUUACAGUCUGAAUUUCAGGUGCUUCACAGCUUUUAAAAGGGAAAAGUGCUGUGUACAGACAACAUCUCAUCCUUAAUCAUUCUAAAAUAAUCAGCCAGAAGCCAAAAAAGGCGUAAAAUACAAUAUGAAUUGUGAAAUGUUUACUAAAUAGGAAGAUAUUUUGAGUUUUGUUGUUUUUUUGGUUUUUUUUCUGAGCAAGGGCCAGUAGCUAUUCUCUUUUUUCUGUGAAAGCUGAAUGUCAUGGGUCAUCCCACCCUGGGAGCCUCAAAGAAGGAUGAGGCAGCAGGAAGAUGAGUCAUUUUUGUGUUAACUGAAAUAAAUUACGUUUUUUAGGACACCAGAGCAGCAUGGAAGUACUGGGGGAGGUGAGGGGUGGCUGUAGCACAGCUUGGAAAAGGAGAACCUCAGUGCUCCCCACCCAUUCCAUGGUGAGGAAAGAAUCCUCUAAGUCAGCAGCAUUCAAACCCCAGAAAUCUUCUGCAUCAGCCUUGUUUACGAAGGAGAUGAAUCCCAAAAAGGAGAUGAAUCCCAGAUUCUGCUUAAUUUUUCUUGUGCUGCCAUAACCUCCUGCAUGAACAUUUUUAUUCUGGGCUGAGGAUCCUUUGUGCAGCCCCCUGAGCCCCCCAAAUGACCCUAAAGUCCCCCUAAAAUGCCCCCCAAACCGACCCCAAGAUUCCACAAAAAAUGGCUCCAGAUUCCCUGUAAAAUGUCCUGAAAAUCACCCCAAAAAUGGCCUCAAACCCCCCAAAAAUGGUCUCAAAAAUUAUCUGAAAAAAAGCCCCCAAAUCACUUCUAAAAUGUCCCUAAAUGCCCCCACCGAGCCCCCCA